Sphaerulina musiva SO2202 is the source of this 708-nucleotide messenger RNA. RefSeq lists its product as uncharacterized. The annotation marks the transcript as partial. NCBI's taxonomy places the organism in Eukaryota, Fungi, Ascomycota, Dothideomycetes, Mycosphaerellales, Mycosphaerellaceae. The transcript is spliced from 2 exons. The record is from RefSeq and is a predicted model, not a curated record.
AUGGAUGACUGGCAGGACGCGGCGCUCAGCAAUCGACAUCUGCACAAUCGAGUCGGCAAGCAUGGUAGAGGCAAAGGCGGAAAGAGCAACGGAGCAUUCAAUGUGCAAAAGACAUUCGGAACAUAUGAGUUGAAGUGUCCGGCUGCUGCUAGGAUCCCGCAGACAGCAGGAGAAGGAGAAGUAAAGGGCAAGAGUCCCCGCGAGCCCAGAUUGGAGGUAUAUAAUUUGAACGAGCUUGGAAACGCGUUGGUAGGCGAAAUGGUCUUGCCUGGCGCGGUUCAUGGUACUGUGCUGUUGGCGGGGAGCAGAAAGACCUUGAAGAUGGCUGAGCGAGCGGUCGAGCUGCAGGAGGAGGUCGAGCCGGACGAGGAGCAGGACGAUGUCGAGGCGGGCGAGAAGCAGGAGGAGCAUAAGAGGGAAUCAUCCGAAGACGAUUGGGAGCAACAGAGAUAUCAUCAGUUCGAGAAGAACAGUUUCCGCAAUCCGAAAUUCUGGCUCCGUUGGCAGGGCUACAAGGAGUCACACUCUCCUGGUGGACAGCAUGAAGUGGAAGUGUUGUUGACAGGAAGUGGAUACCUCGUCUUCUCAGGCAACAAUUGCGAAAAGUUCGACGCGACUCUGAGUUGCGACGCGCUCGGCUGGGACAACAUCAAGUUGAAGGGGUGGAAAGCGCGAAGCCACUCUGCACGCGACUUUCAGAUUUCGUGG